This is a messenger RNA of Emiliania huxleyi CCMP1516, 1356 nucleotides long. RefSeq lists its product as hypothetical. Gene Ontology annotation, molecular function: ATP binding; microfilament motor activity; actin filament binding. Lineage: Eukaryota; Haptophyta; Isochrysidales; Noelaerhabdaceae. Gene Ontology annotation, cellular component: microvillus; myosin complex; actin cytoskeleton. The record is from RefSeq and is a predicted model, not a curated record. The coding region runs from base 1 to 1356 and encodes 451 amino acids. The transcript has 4 exons. Gene Ontology annotation, biological process: vesicle transport along actin filament; actin filament organization.
AUGACUCAUGCCUCCGCAGGUUACCUCUCCGUCUGGCAGCCGCGGUACCGCAUACGGCAGUUGCCUUCCUGCGACUUGGCGCAGCCCCUUUCGACCGUCGCAUGGUCGUCGCCUGGCCCAAGGCGGCUGCUUAUCGAGGCAGCGAGGCCGGUAGUGCGGGUGCCGCGGCGCCCGGUUGUAGCGGCCAGCAUCAUGAACAAGGACCUCGCCUAUCGCAAUCAGAUCGAGAUGCUCUCCGAGUCGGCGUCGCCGCUCAUCGCGGAGCUCUUCCCGGCGGCGACGAGGGGCAAGGCGUCAGCCAAGAAGAUCGAGACGGCGGGUGCGCACUUUCGCAAGCAGAUGGACGCGCUCGCGGCCACCAUCGGCCGGUGCGCGGAGCCGCACUACAUCCGCUGCAUCAAGCCCAACCUCAAGAAGCGGCCCGCUGACUGGGACGCGCAGCUCGUGGCGCACCAGGUGCGCUACCUCGGCAUUGUCGAAAACGUGCUGAGCCCGGCAGACUCGUGCGCCGCCAUCCUCGCGGCGGCGCACAUUGUCAAGGCGGGGUACGAGCUCGGCAAGACGAAGGUCUUUUCGCGCGCGCCCGCGUCCGUGUUCACGCUCGAGGACCGGCGCAGCCGCGCGCUGCACGACGUGGCGCGGAUCCUGCAGGGCGCGUACCGAUCCUUCGCCGCGAGGAGGUACCGCAUCAAGCUGCGCGAGAAGAGCAUGGCCGUCUUUGAGGGGCUGAAGCGGCGGCGGGGCUCGUGGAGGCUCCCCUUUCUCGGCGACUACCUCGACGCCGCGGAGGCGCCAGAGGUGACGCGCAUGCUGCUCAAGGCGGGCGAGGCAAGGGUGUACUUUGCCGACCGCAUCACGCACGUGAACCGCAACGGCAAGGCCCAGGAGCGCAUCCUCCUCAUCAGCGACCGCUCCGUGUACUUGCUCGCCCCGACCAAGUGGAGGGUCAACGUCCGAGCGGCAUUUGACGAGCUCGAGGGCAUCUCGCUCUCCACCUUUGCCGACGGCUUCAUGGUGGUGCACGUCGGCGGCGGCGCCAAGGGCGGCGGCGCCGCGCUGCUGCUGCAGGUGCAGCGCAAGGCUGAGGUGGUCACGAUGCUUGUGCAGGAGGCGGGCGCCAGCGUGGUGUGCAGCGACACGAUCGAGUUCCGCAGCAAGCGGGCGGGCAUGUUUGAGACAUCAGCGACGGAGACGCGCACAAUCACCUUUGUGGAGUCGGCCGCGACGGCGGGGUCGGCAGCGCUGCUCGACGAGAAGAGCGCGGCGACAGGGCAGAUGAGGGUGCUCGUGCCGCCGGUCCUCGGAAGCAAGGCGGAGCUGCAGAUCGGGAAGGGGGGCGCAGCCCCUGCGGCUUGA